GCGCGGGGCGGAGCCGCGGAAGCCCCGGACACACGUGGAGCGACUGCGCGUGCGCGGGAGCCCCCCCGGGCCCAGGAUGGCAGGCCGGGGUCGGGGCCGGGGCCGGGGGCAGAUGACAUUCAACGUGGAGGCCGUGGGGAUCGGGAAGGGGGACGCACUACCCCCGCCCACGCUGCAGCCCUCCCCGCUCUUCCCGGCCCUGGAGCACCGCGCUGCGCCCCUGCCAGGGGGGGAGGAGGGCGAGUACAUGCUGGCACUGAAGCAGGAGCUGCGCAGGGCCAUGAGGGGCCUCCCCUACUUCAUCAAACCGGGGGCUCCCCGCAGAGACAUCGAGCGCUACUCAGACAAGUACCAGCUCUCCAGCCCCGUGGACAGCGCCAUCGACUGGAACCCAGACUGGCGGCGGCUCCCGCGGGAGCUGAAGAUCCGGGUGCGGCGGCUGCGGAAAGGCAAGACCACCCCCCUCGUCCCCAAGCAGCGCGUCACGCCCGACAAGGAGGAGACCAUUAAGAAGCUGGAGAGCCUGGAGAAGAAGGAGGAGGAGGUGACGUCGGAGGAGGAAGAGGAGAAGGAGGAGGAAGAAGAGGGCAAGGAGGAGGAGGAGGAGGAGUACGAUGAGGAGGAGCACGAAGAGGAGACCGACUACGUCCUGUCCUACUUCGACAACGGGGAGAGCUUCGGGCCCGACAGCGACGACAACGGGGACGAGGCUGUGUACUGACCCCGGGGACCCCCCCAGAGCGGGGACCCCCCAGCCCCUGGGACCCCGGGGACCCCUGUCACCCCUCCUUGGGCCAUUGGGGUCCCCUGACACCCCCACCUCGGGAUACAGGGGGUCCCCUGUCACCAGCCCCCAAGGCCACUGGGGUCUCCUUUCACCCCCUGCAUUGGGACAUCGGGGUCCUCUGUCACCCCCCCCUUCAAAUCGGGGGUCCCCUGUCACCCCCCCAGGACACCAGUGCCCCCCAUCACCCCCGCUGGGACAUUGGGGUCCCCCGUCACCCGCCUUGGGGACACCCUGUCACUCCCCCCUCCCACCACCAGGUGGCACCGGGGCUCCGGGGAAGGGGGGAGGAGAGGGGCGAGACCCCCCAAAUUUGGGACAUUCCCCCCCCCCCAGGGACUCCCCCGUUUCCCCCAACCCCUUUUACAGCAGCUUUUUUUUUAAACUUUUGUGCUGGUUUUUUUUAAAAAACAAUUUUUGGGUGGAUUAAAGCGGAUUUUGGCGUUUCCAGCUCA
Messenger RNA from Pseudopipra pipra, 1239 nucleotides. RefSeq names its product RNA polymerase III subunit GL (gene POLR3GL). Gene Ontology annotation, cellular component: RNA polymerase III complex. The record is from RefSeq and is a predicted model, not a curated record. Bases 77 to 721 code for a protein of 214 amino acids. Lineage: Eukaryota; Metazoa; Chordata; Aves; Passeriformes; Pipridae. Gene Ontology annotation, biological process: transcription by RNA polymerase III. The transcript is spliced from 8 exons.